CUCGCCAUCAUGCUUUCCUGAAUCUAGCUGACCCUUUCUCACUUACAGUUCUUGUAACAUCCUUUCUGUAUCUGGCAGGCGCGGCACGUCAACUUCGCCGCGCGACUACGACGACCAUACCAAGCACUUAUAACAAAACAUAACCCCAGAUCGGCCCUUCAAGCCUGAUUGCGUUUGGCCAAGCCCCAUGCGCUCAUCUCUUUAAGCACCUUGGGAUCCUUUGCGUGCUCGUUUCGUUGCUGUCUUUCAACCUUCUUUGUUACGGUUGCACAGCACACUUAACCGUCAUGCCGACCUUCACAGGCCUCAGUGUACCGUCAUUACGGCUGGUACUGUCGUACAUCUUCGAUUGGAUCUGCAUAAUAGCCAUCGCCGCCGUUGGAGCAGGUUGGGAGUACUUGACGCCCUACAAACGACCAUUCUCCCCUGUCAAUCUCGACAUAUCUUACCCUUUCGAGGAACACGAAACCAUCCCAACAUGGCUCAUGGCUGUCAUCGGUCUCGUGAUUCCCGCGGCCAUCAUCUUCCUGGUGUGCAUCAUCUUCGUACCAGGACCGACAGCCAGCCGGGGCACACCGAAGUUGCUCAUCUGGAGAAGGAAGCUGUGGGAAUGGAACACAGGCUGGAUGGGAUUGGCGUUGUCUCUCGCGACUGCUUUCAUGGUCACCCAGGGCAUGAAGCUCCUGUUUGGAAAGCCGCGACCAGAUCUGCUGUCUCGCUGCCGACCAGACCUUGGUCGCCUCGCACAGGCAGCCGUCGGCAACUAUGUUGGCGGCGGAGCUGGCGACAAUGAACUGAAUCCUGCAUGGGUUAUGGUUACAGAUGCCAUCUGCCAGAACACGAACGAGGACAUCAUGAAAGACGGAUUCAAGUCUUUCCCCAGUGGACACGCCAGCUUCUCUUGGGCUGGCCUGCUCUACCUCACACUCUUCCUCGCUUCCAAGUUCUCUGUCGCAAUUCCGUUUCUCGCACCCCGCCCCUUCUCCACAAACCCAGCAUACACCUCCGCCAUUACGCCCUCGAAUCUCAAGUCGCGCGCCUCGACCGACCGAUCGAUCCUUCCCGUCCACAAACAGGAGUCGAGCCUCACUGCUCCUGGUUACUCCGAGAACGAUGCCGUAGUGCCCAUCCGCUAUCAGUCUGCCGCGCCGCCAGUGUACACGCUUGUCUUGAUCUUAACACCAGUUGGAACCGCAAUCUAUGUUGCGAGCACACGAUUCACAGACUUCAGGCACUUUGGCUUCGACCUGCUCUUCGGCAGUUUGAUUGGUAUCACAACGGCCUGGUUCUCGUUCCGCUGGUACCACCUACCCAUCACACGUGGAGCAGGUUGGGCAUGGGGUCCCAGAAGCUAUCAGCGCGCCUGGGGCAUCGGUGUUGGUGUUGGAAGCUACGUUGGGACUGAGGGAUGGAGUCGCCAGGGGAAGAGCGAGACGCAGAGGAAUGGUCCGAACACGAAUGGUGUACAUCACCAGGGGUAUGCAGCGGAGGCGACGAGCCAGGACGGGAUUAUCGAGAUGGAAAGGAGAGAUGGUUUGAGGGGCAGGAACGAUGGCACAGCGGCGGGUCAGCCGAUAUAUGUGUCGCAUGCCCAGGGUGCGCAUGUCGUUUAGCUUGGUUCCUCCUGCGGGGGAUUGUACAAACGAUUUUGAGUUUUAGCUGUUCUGUACUACUGCAAACUUGACGAGCAAGUUGGUUGACUAUCUUUUAGAAAGACCAUGUGAGUCUACGAUGGCAAUCAGUAAUAUGUUCAACAUUCAAUCUGCUCUUGUCAUGUGCACAAGACAGGCCGAAGUAGUGGGUAUCAUAAAUUGAUGCUUUUGUCCCAUCAGGAAAA
This is a messenger RNA of Macroventuria anomochaeta, 1837 nucleotides long. RefSeq names its product acid phosphatase/Vanadium-dependent haloperoxidase. The transcript is spliced from 3 exons. The record is from RefSeq and is a predicted model, not a curated record. Gene Ontology annotation, biological process: phospholipid metabolic process. Gene Ontology annotation, molecular function: phosphatidate phosphatase activity. Lineage: Eukaryota; Fungi; Ascomycota; Dothideomycetes; Pleosporales; Didymellaceae. Bases 288 to 1613 code for a protein of 441 amino acids.